Molecule: messenger RNA, 2341 nt
Organism: Pistacia vera
Lineage: Eukaryota; Viridiplantae; Streptophyta; Magnoliopsida; Sapindales; Anacardiaceae
Product: glycerol-3-phosphate dehydrogenase SDP6, mitochondrial-like
Exons: 7
Coding region: 97-1983 (628 amino acids)
Biological process (GO): glycerol-3-phosphate metabolic process
Cellular component (GO): mitochondrion; glycerol-3-phosphate dehydrogenase (FAD) complex
Molecular function (GO): glycerol-3-phosphate dehydrogenase (quinone) activity
Source: RefSeq, a predicted model, not a curated record
AACGCAUUCAUUUUACUCUUCUCUUAACUCAGAUCAUCUUCUUCUUUGUCCCACUUACUGCCAGCUCCUCAUACACGCAUCAUCCUCAUCGUUUCCAUGUCCGCCACUCGCAUCCGCCGUCUCGGCGCCGCAAUUGCCGCCGCAGCCGGAGGCACCGCAAUUCUACUGAGCGCUCCGUCGCUCUCCGGAAACGACCGCGGAAGCUCUCUCUCGCUCGACGCCAUCAAGCGUCAGAUAAACGACUCAAACGGCGUGGUUCCGUCCAGAGCCGUUCAGGAGUCUUCUUUGAUCGGCGCUCACUCUGGUAAUCCGCUUGACCUUCUCGUGAUCGGAGGUGGCGCCACGGGCUCCGGCGUGGCUCUUGACGCUGCCACGCGAGGCCUUCGCGUUGGACUCGUUGAAAGAGAGGAUUUCUCGUCCGGUACGUCUUCACGAUCGACGAAGCUGAUUCACGGAGGAGUCCGCUACUUAGAGAAAGCUGUCUUUAACCUUGACUAUGGGCAAUUGAAGCUGGUAUUUCAUGCACUUGAGGAGCGUAAACAGGUUAUUGAGAAUGCACCACAUCUCUGCAAUGCUUUGCCUUGCAUGACACCCUGUUUUGAUUGGUUUGAGGUAGUAUACUACUGGAUGGGCUUGAAAAUGUACGAUUUGGUCGCAGGACGGCGCCUGUUACAUCUGUCUAGAUAUUAUUCUACGCAAGAGUCUGCUGAGCUCUUCCCCACUCUUGCAAGGAAGGGUAAAGAUAGAAGCUUGAGGGGUACAGUGGUUUACUAUGACGGGCAGAUGAAUGACUCUCGUCUUAAUGUUGGAUUAGCAUGCACUGCUGCAUUAGCUGGUGCAGUGGUGCUUAACCAUGCAGAAGUUGUAUCCCUAAUUAAGGAAGAGGCUGGCGAACGGAUAAUUGGUGCUCGAAUUCGAAACAAAUUAUCAGGCAAAGAAUUUGAUACCUAUGCAAAAGUUGUUGUGAAUGCGGCUGGGCCAUUUUGUGAUGCUGUAAGGAAAAUGGCUGACAAAAAUGUACAACCUAUAAUCUGUCCAAGCAGUGGUGUUCAUAUUAUUCUACCUGAUUACUAUUCUCCUGAAGGAAUGGGUUUGAUUGUUCCUAAAACCAAGGAUGGACGUGUGAUUUUCAUGCUGCCAUGGCUGGGAAGAACUGUUGCUGGCACGACAGAUUCUAACACUAGCAUAACUUUGCUUCCAGAACCACAUGAAGAUGAGAUUCAGUUUAUACUGGAUGCCAUAAGUGAUUACCUUAAUAUUAAGGUACGACGCACAGAUGUUCUUUCUGCGUGGAGUGGUAUUCGACCAUUGGCAAUGGAUCCAUCAGCAAAGAAUACUGAGAGUAUCUCCAGGGAUCAUGUUGUAUGUGAAGAUUAUCCUGGUUUGGUCACAAUUACUGGUGGAAAGUGGACAACAUACCGAAGCAUGGCAGAAGAUGCAGUUAAUGCCGCUAUAAAGUCUGGAAAGUUGAGUCCAAGCAAUGGAUGCUUAACGCAUAACCUGCGGCUUAUUGGUGGAGACGGAUGGGAACCUUCACAUUUCACUGUUCUUGCUCAACAAUAUGUACGCAUGAAAAGGACGUAUGGUGGUAAAGUUGUUCCAGGGGUUAUGGACACUGCUACCGCAAAGCAUCUGUCUCAUGCAUAUGGCACAUUGGCAGAAAAAGUUGCUACCAUAGCUCAGAAUGAAGGUUUGGGAAAGCGGCUUGCCCAUGGGUACCCUUUUUUAGAGGCUGAGGUUGCUUACUGUGCCCGAUAUGAAUACUGUGAAUCUGCUGUAGAUUUCAUUGCUAGAAGAUCUCGGCUUGCAUUCCUUGACACUGAUGCAGCAGGCAGGGCAUUGCCACGCAUCAUUGAGAUAUUAGCCAAGGAACACAAUUGGGAUAAGUCAAGGCGGAAGCAAGAGUUUCAGAAGAGUAAAGAAUUCUUGGAGACUUUCAAAUCCUCAAAAAAUGCUCAGUUCCAUGACGGGAAGCACAAUUAGGUCUUAAGUUCAGGCAAAAGCUCAUUUUUUUUUAAGAGAUUGAUUUUGGCUUAAUCCCUCUUCCAGUAAGUCUCCAAGGUUGUGCUGGCGUGAAAAAAAAAAAAAAAAAAAUUAACCACUUCUUGUCCAAUUCACUCACUUUUGAGCUUGUGUCACACUGGUGUCUAUCAAAAUAACGAUCCAAUUCUUCUGCGUUCCGGUUCCCAUUUUCAUUCAGCCACUUCUCCAAGGUCUUUUUAUAAUUAUUGUUACUGAAACUAGUGAAGAAUUGUGAUUACAUUUUUUAGUUGUCAGUUCUUUUUCUUGUAUAUUUUCAAUAAAGAAAUGCAGAAUUGCAUUGAAUUGACUUCGUUGCCAA